Molecule: messenger RNA, 8569 nt
Organism: Biomphalaria glabrata
Lineage: Eukaryota; Metazoa; Mollusca; Gastropoda; Planorbidae
Product: GRIP and coiled-coil domain-containing protein 2-like
Exons: 29
Coding region: 145-7209 (2354 amino acids)
Source: RefSeq, a predicted model, not a curated record
UAACUAAAAAAUUGGAUCAUUGAAUGUCGAAGCUGGUAUUUCCGGAGACACGCUGUAAACAAUCAAAUUUUAUCAUAUUUUAUGUCACGAUCUAAAUUUUGGACACAUUCUAUAUUAUGAAAUUUCCUUGAUGACUAAAUUGUAAUGGCUGAUGAUAGAGCAGAUACUCCUUCUGGUGCGGCAACACCUAAAGGAAAGCUUGAGUCAUUGUCUAAAGAGGAUCUCGUCAAAUUUGUGAAAAGACAAACUAUUUUGUUGCAGAAAUCAAAAGUUAAAAAUUCAGAACUUGAAAAUAAGGUGCAAGAGUUGGAAAAAAGUCAACAAGACUCCAGUGAUAAUGCAGAUCUAAACAAUAAACUCAAAGCUCUUGAAGAAGAAAUACAAGAAUUAAACAAAGAGAAGCAGGAAGUAGUGCUUGCUUAUAAUGCAGUACAAAGCAGUCAAGAAACAUGCGCAGAGCAAAUAAAAAAAUUCGAAGAACAGUGUAUAACUCUUCAGAAAGAAAAAGAUGCUUUACAUGACAAGUUUGUUCAGUGUGACAAAAUAAAUAAGAAUUUGCUUGAAGAAAGUGAAUGUUUAAAGAUGAAAAAUGAAACAUUGACGUCCACACUUCAGUGUUUACAGCAGGAAUUCUCUUUAGCCUCAGAUUCAAAUAAACUUCUUAUUUCAGAAAAAUCUUCCCUACAGAUCAAACUGGAAGACUUAGAGGAAGAAGCUUUAUCUUGGAAGACAGAGAAGGAAUCAUUACUAAAAGAUGUCUCUAAUUCCAGCUCACUGAAUGAAAAGUUCAUGGAAGCUGAGAAAGAAAAUAAAACACUCAGGACCAAGCUGGAGUUGAUGUCCAAGCUCAAUGAUGAACUCACUGAUAAGUUGGACAAGAUGGAAUCCAACAAUGAGCAGAGGAGAGAACAGAUUGACCUCCUGCAGGCAGAGAUCAACAGGCUGCACUCUCUAGAAACAGAGACACAGUCUCUAUGUGUCAGGUUGGAGGAGGCAGAAAAACUGGUGGAGCAACUGAAAAGUAGUUCUGUCUCAUCCAACUCUGAAAAAAAUGAGGCAUCUGAACAAAUCCAGUCUCUUGUUCAAGAAAUUGAAGCCUUUAGGUCCAAAGAGCAGCAGAAUAAAGAUGAUUUCAUCAACAUGGAAACAAAUCUCAAAACUGAAAUAGAGAAGUUAAAACUAGAGAAAGAGGAAAUACUUGCUACCAAUCUACAGUUGAAGACUGAUUUGGAAAGAGCUAAUUUGGACAAUUCUAAGCUAGAGCAAAGUUUGAAAGAUCUAGAAGAAUGCACAAUGAGUGAUGAGAAUAAAAGUGCUGAUGACUUGGAGUCUCAGCUGAAAGAGAAGCAAAAGAUGUUAGAUUCUUUACAAAAAGAACUGUCAGAGAUGAAAUUAAAGUUAUCUGAUAGUGAGGCUAAGCCUAACACUGAAGGCAAUAAUGAUGUCGUCCAGACAUUAAAGCAAGAGCUUGCUAAUGCUCAAAGGAGAAUAUCAGAGUUAGAGUCUGCUAAUGGGCCUGGGGCGUCAGAGGAGAUGGGGUGGUCAGAUUUGCCUGACAUUCAAGAAGAAUCUGAGAAAGACUCGCAGGAUGAACAAGCGAUGGUGAUUUCUCAACCAACAAAGAAGGAAAUGACCCAAAGUGAAGAGAAUGAUGCUCCUGUGUUUGUUUACACAGAGAGGAUAGAAAAAAUUAUCAAAGUAUCAAAUCAUGUUGUGGAGGAGACCACUGGGGAGCUUUCCAGGAUUGAAACUCUGAAAGCCAAGAUCAUUGAGCUGGAGAAGGAAAAGACUUCUCUAAGUCUAGCCCUGGAAGAGGCUCAAAUCAAAGGACAAGUUACUCUUUCUGGUGCUAGCAGUGACCUUGAUCUUAAAUACACAGAGAUCAUUGGCAAGCUGCAGGAUCAAAAGCAGCAUUUGGCUGAGAAGCUGGCUGUCUUGGGGGACAGACAAGAGACAUUGACAUUUGAGUUGGUAGAGAUGCAAGCUGAAAGAGAGAGCAUGAAAUCAGAGCUGGACUCCCUCCACAGGCAGCUUCAGGAAUGGGAGAACAUGAUGUCCAUGCUGAAGGAAGAGAAGGAUAGCCUGGCCCAAGAACUUGAGGAGUCUGCCAACAAGGAUGCUGCUCUGAGAAAAGAACUGGAGUUCCUCCUGUCCUCCUUGAAUGAGGCCAUUACAGAACGGGACACCUUGCAGGAUGAGGUGUUCAAAUUGUCCCAGCAUGAGGACUCAGCCCAGGGUGACGUAAAAGAGAUGAAGGGCAUGAUUCAGGACAUCAUCAUGGAAAGGAACUCUUUGCUUGCAGAGCUGGACUCUGUUCUGUUUGCCAAGGCAGAGGUGGUCAGUGCACUUGAAGCUCUCAAGCAGGAAAAAGAGGACAUUGAAAGGGAGAAAGAGACACUGCUGGUGAGGCUUCAUGUUGGGGAGGACUUGCACAAUAGCUUUAAAGAAGAGAAUGAAGGACUACUAGAGAAAUGCUUAACACUGGAAACGACUAUUGAAGAUCUUCAGCAACAGAUGCAUCACAUUUCUGAAACUACGAUCAACUCUACAGAAAUAAUAGCACAAACAGAUGACUCAGAGAAAACUGCAGACUUAGAAAGUCAGGUAGAGAAUAUAUCAGAAAGUAAUGAUGUAGUGAAAAGCACAAUGGAUGAUUCUGUUCACAUUGAGUCAGAUGGUGCUCACAGUCAGCUCAUUUCAGAUCUGCACAGUAAGCAGGAGGAGCUGCAAUGUUCACAGGAUCAACUGUUCUCUGGAAAGCAGAAUCUAGAAGAUGAAAUUCAGAGUCUCAUCUCAUGCAGAUCAGAAGCUGAGGAAGCAAUAAAGAAACUGAGCAAUGAAUUAUUGGGAAAAGAAGAAGAAAGAAAACUAUUGGCAAACUCUCUUGAGGAAACAAUGAGCAAGCUUGGAAUUUCUGAUCAGAAAAUUGAACAGUUGUUGGAAGAGAAGAAUCAGCUGAUCCAAGAAUUGAAGUUUGCUAAAGAGAACCAUCAAGAAUGGGAUUUAUUGAGAAAACAGUUUGAGGAUGAGUUAGGAGAAGCCAAAUUGUUGGUGACAAAAUAUCAGCAGGAGGUUUCAGAGCUGAGGGCCAGUCUGUGUGAGUCUCAGAGCUCUUUGCAGCAAAAAGACGCUGAGCUUGCGUUGAGUCUUCAAGAGAAAUCUGAUCUUGUGAUAACACUGGAAGAUCUGCAGACAAAGCUUAGCCAACUGGAAACCGAGCACAAAAAUGCUACAGGCCUGGAAGAAGGUUUGAUAUCAGAAAAGCAGACACUUUUGGCUAGCAUUGCAGAAAGCCAAGAAAAAAUUCAGAUGUACCAAGAGAAGAAUGCAGCCCUGGAACAGGAGCUGUCUCAGCUUAGAGAGUCAACAGCCUCAUCACAGCAGUCCAGCUCUGAGCUCCUUGUACAGCUGCAGCAGAACCAAGCACAGUUGGUAAAUGUUAAGGAGAGUCUAAAUAAUGCCCAGGCUGAUUUGGAGAAAGAGAGGCAUAAGGCAGACUCUCUGGAGCAGGUGCUGGCAGAUCUCAAGGCAACCCAUGAGACUGGAUCUCAAGAUAUGCAAGCCAAUCUGGUUCAGGUGACUGAGGAGAAAAACCAGCUGGUGGAAACUUUGCAUCAACAAAAGCUUCAGUUUUCAGAACUGGAGACAAAAUUGAAUGAAAUCCACUCAACAUUCCAAGAAAAAUGUAAAUCAAUGGAAGAAGAAAAUUCUAAACUUAUCAGUGACAAGAACAUUUUACAAGAGGAGUUCCACCAAAAAUCUGAAGAGCUGCAAGUAAGAGAUGUUGAGUUGUCUGCCUUAAAACAAAUGAUAGAGUCUCUCAAUACCAACAAUCAAGUACUAACAAAUAAAGAUGAUUCUAUGUCUGGACAAGUUGUGGGGCAUGAAGAAUCAACAUCAAACAAGAAGGACAUCUCCCAAAUAUUGACAGCUUCAGAAGAAUUGAAAUCUCAACUUUUAUCUAAGUUGGAGCAAUUGCAGAAAGAACACUCAGAGCUCUUGGCUCAAUUAAAACUUUCUGAAACAACUGUUGUAGAACUGAAGCUUCAUCUAGAAACAUCUAGCACAAAGUUUGAAGAAUUAAAUGUGAAUUAUCAGAGUCAAGUGCAUGAAAAUGAGAGUUUAUCAUCAACUUUGAAAGUCUUGAGUUCAGAAAAAGAGAAUUUAGCAUCACUUUUGAAUGAAUUAAACUUAGAAAAAGAGAGUCUGGCAUCAGAUUUGAAAGAACUAAGUUUAGAAAAAGAGAACCUAGAAACAACUUUGAAAGACCUAAGUUUGGAAAAAGAGAACCUAGAAACAACUUUGAAAGACCUAAGUUCAGAAAAAGAGAAUCUAGCAUCAUUUUUGAGUGAAUCAAACUCAGAAAAAGAGAGUCUGGCAUCAACUUUGAAAGAAUUAAGUUCAGAAAAAGAGAGUCUAGAAACAACUUUGAAAGACCUAAGUUUAGAAAAAAAGAAUCUAGCAUCAUUUUUGAGUGAAUCAAACUCAGAAAAAGAGAGUCUGGCAUCAGCUUUGAAAGAAUUAAGUUCAGAAAAAGAGAGUCUAGAAACAACUUUGAAAGACCUAAUCUCAGAAAAAGAGAAUCUAGCAUCAUUUUUGAGUGAAUCAAACUCAGAAAAAGAGAACUUAACAUUCAAAUUGAAAGAAGUGAGUUUAGAAAGAGAAAGUUUAACAUUUACUUUGAAAGAACUAACAGCUGUUAAAGAGGAGCUGGAAAUGAAGCUUCAAGCCUCUAGUGUUGAAAUAGAAGACUUGAAGCAGACACUGGCUGAGGUGGAGAAAUCUGUGAAUUCUAAAGACAGAGUUGAAGAGUUCAAGGUGAAGCUGUUGUACAAUGAAGGAGAGGUCAAGGCUGACUCAGUGGUCAAACAAGAUGCUGUCCAGACUUCUAGUGAGAGCCUUGCAAAUCUUGAAGCUUUGAGGAAAGAGCUGGCUGAGAAAGAAAAACUUAAUAGCAAACUCAAGCAGUUGGCCAUCAAGGCAAAGAAAGAACUAGGAGAAAAACACGCUGAGCUAGAAGCAGUGCUGAAGGAGCUCAAGCUAGUGACCAAACGUAAGGAAGAACUCGAGCAAGCCAUGGAAUCAAUACAGAGACAGUCUGGGGAAGCUUCUGACUCACUAUCACAACAGUUGAAAACUUUACAAGACAAUUACAAGAAACUGCAGGCUAGUUUAGAUGUCGUACAAGAUGAAGCAGAGAAAGCUAAAGAAGACAGGAAGCAGGCCAACAAGGACAUUGAGCAGUUGGUCACACAGUUAGCAGAUUUGAAAGGUCAGUUGGCAAGCAGUAAAGAGGAGAGAGAAAGUUUACUCCGACAGAUUGACACUCUCAAAGCAGAUUUAAAAGGGAGAGAUGGAAGUUGUGAUGAGUUGCGAACAAAACUGAAAGCAUCAGAGACAGAGCUGUAUGUUGUGAGGCUACAACUGGAAGACAUCAAUAAAGAGAAACAAACUUUGGAGCACAAAAUGGCUGAAGCUGAAGCCAAAUGGAAGUCAUCAGAAGAAGACUACAAGUCACAGAUAACUAAAUUGGAAGUGUGCAUGAAAGAUCUACAGGAACAGCUCAUGUCUGCUAGACAGUCAAUGAAACAAAACAGCAUGCUGGACCUGGAGAUGGCUGACUAUGAGCGCACUUUAUCUACACUUCACAAUCAGGUAGAGGAGAGGGACAGGAAAAUUGAGGAGCUAAAGGCAGAGCUGGACAAACUUGACCAGAGGAUCACUCUCAUGCAGACUCAAAUCAGUGCAUCUGAAGAGCAAAGAGUUCAAGCAGAUGCUAGAGCCAACAAGCUCAAGUCACUGUUGGUUAAAACUAAAAAAGAAUUGUCUGACGCUCGCCAGCAGGAAAUAACACAGAAGUCUUCAGAACUUCAGCUCAAAGCACAACUAGAAGAAAUGAUCCAACAAAAUGAAGAGCUCAAGGUCCAGAUAUCAGAUUUGACAGUGGAGAGCCAAAAAUUGCAGGAUAAGGUUAAAGGUCAAAAUGAAAAUAGUGCACGCACUGUAAAAUCAUUAGAAUCUAAAGUAGAUUCCUUGACAGAAGAGCUUCAGAUGACCAGAAGAGAGCUGGAGAUUAUUCAGGCAGACUAUGACAAUUAUAAGGUGCGAGCACACAAUGUUCUGAAACAACAGAAGGCAAGGAGUCCUUCUGAUGCCACUGUUGAGGUGGAUAAACAAGAGAGAGCCAGAUAUGAGAAUGCCAUUGACCAGCUAAAAGGAAAACUCCAAGAGGCCUAUGACAAAUUAGAAUUGUCAAGGAAAGAUUUGGAACUAUUACAAAAUGAACAUGACCACUUAGCACAAAGGCAUUCCAAACUGAUCAGUGACUUGGAAGACAAAGAAACUCACUUUAAAUCAAGGUUGGAAGAACUACAGAAAGACAAAAACAGCUCAGUCAAUGAGCUGAUGGAGAAAAUCACCAGUCUGGAAGUCCAGAAAACAUUUUUAUCACAGAAACAUAAGGAACAUAUUGUCAGACUGAAAGAUGACCAUGAGAGUGCAAUAGAACUACUUCAGAAGCAGAUGGAGGUUUCUGAAAUGGAUAACAUUCGCUUGCAACGGGAGAUACAGAGCCUCCAGCGUAGCCUAAAAAAUAGAGAGGAGGCAGGAGGAGAGCACUCCUCUCCACAUGACUUCCAUCCUAUCACAGUGCACCCUGGUGAGGAGAGACAGGAAGGGGAGGGAUCAGAAGUUGUUGAUACAGAACCUGUCAGGUUGCUCAAACCAAGUGCCCAGCCACCAGCAUUUACAUUUGAACAGCUUAUUGCCACUCCCAUGAAUGAACUACCUGGUAUGAAGUCACCCCCACCACAGGUAGACGAGGAGACAUUGAAGAUGAAUUUGUCUGUUUCACAAAAGAAAAUAGAACACCUGACAGAGUUACUAAGCGAGAGUGAAGCGUCUGUCUCAAUGUUAACUGAACAAGCCAGAAUACUGAAAGAAGAAAUCAGAAGACUGGAAAGAAACAUAGAAAGAGAAAGAGAAACCCAGAACAUGGAGUAUCUCAAGAAUAUAUUUUUACAAUUUGUGUGUCCAAAAGUUGGAGAACAGAGACAGCAGCUGGUGCCAGUCUUAGCCACAAUGUUGAAACUAAGCCCAGAGGAGAAAGCCAGAAUAGUAGCUGUUGCACAAAGUGAUGAAGGAGGUCAACAAGGUGCCCAGGGAGCAGGAUGGGGGGCAUAUCUCCACAGGUGGUCUGGACUGACUUGAGGAACCUUCUGGACAAGACAGUGUUGUACAUACAUGCCAAAUCUAUUUAUUUUGUUAUUUAUUCCCUUUGUUUUAUGUUGGAAAAACUUGACAAUGUAAUCAACUUAUAAUGAUACAACCCUAGCACUGUACAUACUUUGAUGGGCUUUAGUUGUACAUAGAAAUGUAAAAUUGUUUGCUAUUUUUUACAAGUUGUGACCAGUGGCUUUCAUAACAUUUGGAUAACUAAUGGUGUAAUAUUUCUUUGCUAUUUGUAUAUAAACUAAAUUUAUGUUCAUAUCAAAUCAUAUGCUUCUCUCAUGUUAACCAGAUUAACAUUUCAGACCAUACAAAUAGUUUGUUUUCUUUUUUAUUUUAUUAUCUAAUGGCUGAGAGGUUAUUUCUAAUCAUAUCGGCAUGGUAGCUGGUUAUAUUUAUUAGUUUAAAGCAUAAAUAUUAAUGAUUGUCAGGGGAAAUAAAAUACCUCUUUUAGAUAUUCCAAUCUUUAGGAUUUAUGAUGUAUAAUGUUUGAUGGUUAACAAGGGUGUCAUGUGUCCAGCACAAUGGCCAACUGCUCUUACUACCCCAGAAUAUGCCAGGUACCCAUUAGAGUUGGGUGGACUCAGUGUGGUCCUAAAAAAUACUGAAAUUCUAAAUUUAGGUGGGUGAUCAUGAACCUGUUUAAGGAACAUUGUAAAAUUGUGCAAAUUACAGGUUGCAUGCUAAAGGGGAAGAACCUUUACCACUAUAAUGAAUUACAGAAGACUAAUUACUGCUAUUAGACCAAAUACUAGAGCAGAUUUACUCUAGAACAUUAUUCCUUGUUAAGUUCAUUGUAAACUAAAUAAUGGCAUAAGUAUUAUCAUUCUAUUAAACAUAGUUAUAAAAAUGUCUAAUUUAGUCACAUUUUCCCAUUUUGUAUGAAAAAUUUGUCUGGUUCAUCAAAAUUAUGUCUAGUGUCUGCAGUGUGUCUGUUAAAACAAUGUUUAUUUCAUGUUUAGUUUUGUAUCUAUCUGCUGUUUUAAUGAAGAUAUAGAAGCUCUUUGAAACAAAAGUGUAUUGAUGUCUUUCAGAGAAAGUAAUGUCCCUCAAGUUUAUGUUGGGGUGAGCAGUAAGGCCAUUAUUGUGUCAACUUGACUGACAUGUUAUCAACAUUCCUGACUUGACUUUGUGACACACUACAGUGUUACCAUUGACUCAUGGUUUUGUUUUGAACAUUUCAAUCAAUAUUUAUCUAUAGACUGACUUUGACAUUUAUCUAUUUACGCUCAUUGAAAACAGUUAUUUGACUUCUUCAAAUGUUCUUGUUUUAUGAAAUAAAAUUUUCAAAAAUAUGCGGGAAAAACUUUUAUAAAAUAAAAAUAUUUGAUUUCUUUCUAAA